This is a messenger RNA of Durusdinium trenchii, 637 nucleotides long. The record is from the annotation of a GenBank genome assembly. Lineage: Eukaryota; Dinophyceae; Suessiales; Symbiodiniaceae.
CCAAACCACAAUUUAUUAGACGAACACACAUUUGACAUGAUCAGGCCGUUUUUUUAUCGUUUUUGGUUAGUUAUGGCAAAGUUACGUCUGGGCUUUUGCAAUCCCAGAUGCUAGGAAGGGACACCGUGAGAGGUGGAUAAGUGGGGUUUGGUGAAUGCAGUUGCAUGAAAGCAAGGUGGACCAUCAUUUUGAACUGGGUCCCCCCUGUUCCGACAUCGGCAUUGGUUUGUUUUUGAACUGGUAAGUUUCACCCAAUGCCAUAGUUGGUGCCAUGGCGUUUGGAGUCCAUACCAUGUGGAUGAAGGAUGCUGAGCAAUCGAGAGAGUUUCGACGAGGUUUCAGUGAAGAUGAUUUAGCCGUGGCGUGUGAACAGAUUUUCCGCUCGAUGGAGAUGGAGCGCUUGCCAUUGUUCGAGUUACUGUGCGGCCUGGGUCACACCGAAAUGGAGGCGAGAGUGAUGGAGACGCAGUUGCUGCCGCUCCUCCCUUCCACCAAGGAUGGAACCGUGAGUUGUCAAGAGCUUCUGAAGUUUCUGGCAGGGAGCGCCAAGGACGAAGCCCUCCUGAGACUGGCGAGCGGCGGAGCUCCGUGAACGUUCCAGAAACCAGGUGGUCAGGUUCAGUAAAGAAGAUCCGCC